This is a messenger RNA of Pieris macdunnoughi, 14781 nucleotides long. The record is from the annotation of a GenBank genome assembly. NCBI's taxonomy places the organism in Eukaryota, Metazoa, Arthropoda, Insecta, Lepidoptera, Pieridae.
AUGUCAGAGACCGCGUCUAACGAGUCAAUCGAGAUCCCUGUCUAUGACUUAGACCUGUUCAAAGACCCUCGGGUACAGUGGUUUAAAGACCGCAUCCUCAGUUACAUCGGCUUGAAGGAUGAGGAGCUCUUCUAUAAUAUGUUUGAAGGUGAUACAAGACAACAAAUGAUUACAUUUGUAACGGUUCCGGUUCUUCCGAACGAACUAUCUUUAGAUAAGAAGACAUUUUUCGUGAGCAAAAUCAUCGUGGAUAAACUUAUUCACGAGGACAAGGAAUUUACUGAAUGGAGAAUUAUCCCUCCACCACCGCCUCCACCACCACCUCCACCGAAAAAGAAAAAGGGGAAGAAAGGCAAGGAACCCGAAGCAGAACCUGAAAUCGAACCGGAUGCAGCAAAAAGUGCAAAAUCAAUGAAAAGUAUGAAAAGCAUGAAGAGCAUGAAGAGCAUGAAAAGUAUAAAGAGUAUGAAAAGCGUAAGACUAGAAGAACCCGAGGAAGAAACGGAUGCUGGUGACAUAGAAACUGUGGCAGCCGUUACUGUAGUCUCUGAGAGCGAAAUGGAGUCGAAGCCCUCAGUCUACUUUCAAGUAGAAGAGGAGGAGCCACCAGUCAUCGCGGAGGACUUUUAUUCCUUUCCACCACCUCCACAAGAUCUUGAUCCAGAGGUGGAUGGGACAGUUGAAUAUUAUACUGUUAUUAGAUCGGUACCGAAAAUAAUACAAUAUCCAAAACUGGUGCCAUUAUUCGGUUCAUUUACUCCGCAAGUAUCAAACCGCAAUCGCCGCUACAUUUACUUUGUGAGGCAAACCCAGGAGGAGAUUCCUUUGCACGAGACCCCCAGAAUCACAAAGUUGAAGAUGCCGGAGUAUGUACUGGUUGGCUGCACCAGUGGAAGGGUUUUGAUGAGCUUAGGGUUACAGCUCAAGACUUUCAUCCCAUUGUUCGAAAAGCAGUUUCGCGAGAUCAGCACGAUGGCACAGCAAUCGUCUCAGGGAGUGCUCUCGCGACAGAUAUCGUUCGCGGGAGAACAUCACAAAAUGGAUGAAACUGCUUCUGAUGUGAAUUAUUUACGACCUUCAGAUUACAGACGGAUGUCAAAUAUCGCCCGUGGAGAAAAUGCUGAGAGACGAAUGAAAAACAUGCGAUCGGAAUCAGUACUACCUGCUAAAAUGUAUAAGGUAACACGACCGACGUCUUCCGUUACAGCGAAGCAAUCAUCGUCUAUAGAUAUUCCAUUAGCAAAGAGUAAAACUGCACAAAAAGCAGAUAAGCAGAAGACAACGGCCCAAGAAGUAAUUUCAGAUAUCAACGAACUUGUGGCGAUAGUUGAUUGGACUAUAGAGCAUAUCGAAGGAGAGAUACAGUUGCCCAUGCCCAAUAUAGCAGCGCUGAGUGAGCCGCAUGCGCAUAUUGACAUCAACGACCCUGACUUUGUUGCUCAACUGGAAGAGGCUGUUGUCAUGUGGCAAAACCAUAUCGAUUCCACUAUUGCUGCCUGUUUAGGAAAAACGCGUGAAGGGGAAGGACCCGUCGCCGAAUACAAGUACUGGCGAGAAAGAGACGCAGAGAUAUCAUUACUCGUCGAACAACUCAAGCAACCCAUGGUUGUCAAGAUUUUGAGUUUGCUACAAAAAGCAAAUUCUCCUUAUUUAGAUGGUUUCAGAGAAUAUAAAGAAAGAUUGCUAGAACAAUAUAAUUUAGCUGGAGAUAACUUGAAAUUCCUCUCGACACUCAUGAGAUUCUUUACCGUGAUAGAAGACGACUCGCCGCUUCAGCAAGUGAUAGAUAUUUUGCCAGAACUGGUGGAGAGCAUCUACAUGAUGUGGGUGCUUUCAAAGGGUUAUCGCACUGACGAGACUAUGAUACCGUUGAUGGCUAGGAUCUCCUGGGCGCUUUGUGACAAACUUGAACGAUUUCUGGAUGUUCAUAAGCUGUUUGACAAAACGAAUGAAGAGGUGUUAUCACAAGCACGCGCAGGCCAAAAGAUAAUGGAGCUGUGGCACUGUUUGUACAAGGAGACGAGGCGGAAUAUCGAGCUGAGCGGAAAAGGCGCUCGCUGGGAGUUUGACCAGCCGUUGCUUUUCACUAGAACUGAUUACAUUGGGACCGUUGGCCGGGAUCUAGGCGAUGCUAUACAGGUUCUAAUAGACUUCGAGCGUGUAUUUGGCUUGGAGCUGGCGUCCAUUAUCAGCGAUCCGACACAAAUAGACGAUGUCCGGAAGCGUGUAAAAAAUCUCGUCUAUCCGAUACGAACCAUCGACUUUAGCGUGUUUGUGUUCGACAACAAGGAAAACUGGGACGUCAUCAUGAAUGACUUCUGGAAUGAGGUGCGAUAUCUUGAAGAGGAGGCCAAGAAUUACAUUAAUUCCUGUUUUAGUAAUCUGCGAAACUCUGAGGAAGCUCUUGACGUGCUACUUAAGUUCGUGGAGUAUGACCUGAGGGACUCCAUAAAGCGACAACUCGAAACGAAGUUUGAUCUUGUGAUGCGACAGUUUUUAAAAGAGCUCACAGCUGUCGAGGACAAGUUUACGCGCUUUCGUAAAAAUCCUCCACUGCUUCGAUAUCAUCCACCGAUGGCCGGCGCCAUCUAUUGGGCGAGAGCACUUUUUAAUAGGAUGAAACAGCCUAUUAUGAAGUUUCAAAAGAUCGAAAAAUUAAACGAAUGCGAACAAAAGAAGGAAGCUUUUCUUCAAUACAAAGCCUUUUCGAAGGUUAUCAAAGAUUACGAAGACACUAAGUACAACGAGUGGGUCGACGGCGCAUCAAAAUUUGUGGACGAUAUGAUGAAGAAAAACAUACUGCACGUUGUCUUCAAGAAAGAGGAAGAAGAAGCGCCAUCUACCCAACGCGGCAUGCAAUUAACUGCUGCGGGAAAGGCUCACGUGGCAAAGAAGAAAGCUUCGAUUUGGUCUCUGAAACCAGCUGACAUUGUAAACAAGGAACUUGCACAGAAGCGGCGCAGAGAUAAAGCAUUAAUGUUAAUGAGGAUACCAGGCCAACAUUAUGAAAAUGUUCGAUCCCCGAGCUCAAUAUCGUUACUCGCCAAAGAAGGAUUGACUGAUGUGACUUGGCGAGACCUGACCGUCCAUAAACUAAUGCAAGAAUAUGAGCUGGAAUUUCAACCGAACUUCGAUAAGCAAAUAUUUCUCGUUAUACACGAAGCCGAACUUAUGGAGAAACUAGGCUUUCAGCUACCAUCUAACAUUCGUGACGUGGCCAUGCAAAAAUCUCGACUUUACUAUGAAUUAGAGGCACUAGAAAUUAUUAUUUCUAAAUAUACCGCUAGCACUAAGUCACUCAGUCCAUCCGAAACUCAUUUAAUGAAGCGCCAUCUUUUGGACAUGGAGAGACAUAUCCUUCCCGGAUUGACAAGAAUUACGUGGACAGCACUCGGGAUUAAAGAUUACAUUAAGGACAUUACUAAAGGUCAAAACUCGUUACAAGCCGUGUAUCAGCAAUUGAAAAUGGUUGAAAAGGAGGUUCAAUUCCUUUUAGACCAACUGCAUCAGUUUGACUUGUUCCCGUUUGUGAAGCCAAAUAAUUAUGUUGACCCUGAUACACAAGAACCUGACGAUUCUUGGCUUUAUCCUUGUAAGACCUACUUUGUCGAAGUGGAAAACGAACGCUUGGAGAGAGUAGCGAUAUUGUCUCGCAUCUAUGACCGCAUUGGGCCGAUUCUCAUGAAACUGGAAUAUUUGAUACUUGGAUCAAGUACUGGAAGAUCGGAAGUAAUGACGGCUUAUUACACGCAUUGGGAGAAGAAGAUAUUUAAGUGUAUAGUGUCGUUGACACUUGAAAAUCUGGAUGAUUUCCAAAAGUCUCUAAGUGAUAAGGCACCCUUGUUCCAAGUGGAUGCAGUCCUUGUGCCACCCGAUAUUACCAUGAGACCUACGGCAGCCGAAGUCUACAACAUCGUCGGAUAUAAUAUUAAGCAUUUUCUUAAUAGACUAACGGCCUUUCCUCGAUGGAUGAAGAAGACCUGUCUCCCGUGUCCUCCUCAGCGGUUGGCCGAAGCGACCGGCAACGAGUUUUACGUAUUCUCAUACUUCGAAGACGUACUCCGAGUGGUUUCUAUCAAUGACAUGACGUUGCUGAUACAGGACACGGUCUACAGGCUGACUCAAGAUAUCAAUACCUAUAUUCAAAAGUGGCAAAAGUACCAACAUCUGUGGACGUUUGACAAGAACUUGUCUUGCGAAAAGUACAUACAAAAACAUGAGCAGAUUCAUAAGUACGACGAAAAAUUCUUCUUUUUCGAAGAUAUCAUCGCAGAUUUAGACAAACACGCGAAGUUCGUCGACGUUGGAGCGAUAAGAGUCAAUUUGAGGCCGAUCAUAAAACAAGUGCAGGAUCAUGCUCAAGAGUGGAAAAACAACCUCGGCCAAUGUAUUGCUACCAAAACCAGGACCAAUAUGCAUGAUCUGAAAAAUCAGAUUGAAGCUCUACGAACAACUAUAAAUAUGAACAUCAAAGGAUUGGACGAUUUCAAGCAAGUGAUGGCAGCCAUUGCUCAGGUCCAGCAGUUCACUGUCACAGCCGAGGUCAAGUACAAAGCCAUGCAAAGCAUAUUCAGUAUGCUGAGGCAACACAACAUCGAUGUAUCUGAUGAAGACUUGGAAUUUUCAAAGAAUUUGCAAGCAUCGUGGGGUACGUUAUACCAAACCUCACUUUUCCGCGGAAAUACCUUGGAACAAACGAAAGAGAAGUUUUCCAAACUCAAUGUUGUGGAAAUAUCGAAUUUCUUGAAGGAGCUCGAUGACUUUGUUGAAAAGUUCGAUAAUGAAGGCCCCGCCACUGUAGGGGACGACUUGGAUCGUGGACUAAUUUUAAUGGAGGAAUAUACUAAAUACUUUGAUGAACUAGAGUCGCGUAAAAAAUUACUUCAAGCCGCGGAACAAUUGUUCGACAAUCCGCUUGCUGACUUUUCAAAUUACAAUCGAGCAAAAUCUGAUUUCCAAGCAAUGGAACAAGUGUACAAGAUUUAUAAAGCACAGAAGAAUGCACGGGAGCUGUGGGCCAAGACGUUGUGGGUUAACCUCAAUCCCCAGGCUCUGGUCGAUGGAAUUGAACAGUUCUUCAAAGAGUAUAGAAAAUUGCCAAAGGCUGUACGUCUCACAACCACUGGUUUAAUGUUGGACUUGAAGAUGAAACAGUUUAAGGGGGUUGUACCUCUUAUGGUUUCACUUAAGAACGAGGCUAUGAGAGAACGACACUGGAAAGAGCUGAUGGCCAAGACUGGACAGACAUUCGAUAUGUCUCCGGAGCGGUUCACUUUGGAGAAUAUGUUUGCCAUGGAGCUACACAAGUAUCAGGAAGUAGCCGAAGAAAUCGUCAACCAUGCUAUCAAGGAAUUAGCAAUAGAACGUGGUGUUCGAGACGUCCAAGAAACAUGGGCCAACAUAGCUUUUACGGUGGCGCGACACUUCAACCGCGGUGAGGACCGGGGCUAUACAUUGAAUCCUUGCGACGAAAUCAGUGUUAAGCUAGACGAUGACGCCAUGUCACUGCAGAGUAUGGCUGCCUCACAGUUUAUUGGGCCCUUUUUGUCUGUUGUACAAACGUGGGAACGCCGCCUUUCCCUAAUUUCUGAAGUGAUAGAAGAGUGGAUGGCUACUCAGCGUAAAUGGCUCUAUCUGGAGGGGAUCUUUGUGGGGGGUGACAUCAGGACACAGUUGCCCGAAGAAGCCAAAAAGUUUGACGACAUUGAUAAGAAUUUCAGAAAGAUAAUGUUGGAUACGGCAAAGAGGCUGAAUGUUGUUGAUUGUUGUACAGUGCAGGGCAGAUUGGAAGAGUUCGUUAACUUAGGUUUAGGAUUACAAAAGUGCCAAAAGUCAUUGAACGAAUAUUUAGAUUCAAAGCGACGCAUUUUCCCGAGGUUUUUCUUUAUUUCUACCGACGAACUUUUGUCUAUUCUGGGAAGUAGUGAGUGUAGCUGUGUACAGGAACAUAUGAUUAAGAUGUUCGACAAUAUAAGAGCUUUAGACCUGUACGUGGAUCACACAAAUCGGCCCGUUGCCGCCAAAAUGAUUUCAGCAGAAGGGGAGAUUAUGGAUUUUCGAAAUGUGGUUUACACUGAAGGAAGAGUAGAAGAUUGGAUGAAUCUAGUUCUUAAAGAAAUGAGGAAUACCAAUAAAUUUGUUACCAAGAAAGCUGUUUUCUAUUAUGGCAAGAAUUGGAGGGUUCCAAGAACUGAUUGGAUAUUAGAAUAUUUGGGGAUGGUAUGUUUAGCUGCGAAUGGCAUUUGGUGGACGGCGGAAACCGAAGAAACUUUCCACCGGAUAAGAAAGGGAAACAAGAGGGCCAUGAAAGAACAUUUACAGCAACAGAAUGAACAAUUGGAUGGAUUGGUGGUUAAAGUGAGACAAGAUCUUACCUCAAACGACCGUCUUAAGUUCCGAACAAUUACAACGAUUGAUGUACACGCCAGAGACAUUAUCGAAGGAUUUGUUAGAGACAAUAUUACGGAAGCUGCUGAAUUCGAAUGGGAAAGUCAAUUGCGAUUUUAUUGGCUCAAGAAAGAUGACAACUUGUGGAUCAAACAGUGCACAGGUGUAUUCGAAUAUGGCUAUGAAUACAUGGGGCUUAAUGGUCGGCUGGUCAUAACCCCGCUAACAGAUCGAAUAUAUCUAACUAUCACACAGGCUCUGACAAUGCAACUUGGAGGGGCACCGGCAGGCCCGGCUGGUACUGGAAAAACAGAAACCACCAAGGACUUGGCAAAAGCUCUUGGUCUUCUAUGCGUGGUGACCAACUGUGGCGAAGGCAUGGACUUCAGGGCGGUGGGCCAGAUCCUUGCCGGUCUCUGCCAAUGCGGGGCGUGGGGUUGUUUUGACGAAUUCAACCGCAUCGACGUAUCUGUCCUGUCUGUUAUAUCCACGCAGCUUCAGUGCAUUCGAAGCGCAUUGCUGAUGAAGCUGAAACGCUUUACGUUCGAAGGACAAGAAAUUGAUAUGGACAGCAAAGUCGGUAUUUUCAUCACAAUGAACCCUGGUUACGCCGGUCGGACUGAAUUACCCGAGUCGGUUAAGGCUCUUUUUAGGCCGGUCGUGUGCAUUCUACCCGACUUGGAGAUGAUCUGCCAAAUAUCACUAUUCUCCGAUGGUUUUCUUACAGCUAAGGUUCUAGCAAAAAAGAUGACAGUACUAUACAAGGUGGCCCGUGAGCAGUUAUCAAAGCAGUCCCACUACGAUUGGGGUUUACGAGCGCUCACGGCCGUGCUAAGAAUGGCUGGCAAGUUACGCCGAGACUCGCCGGGGCUAAGUGAAAUCAUGGUUCUCAUGAGAGCGUUAAGGGACAUGAAUCAUCCGAAAUUCGUAUUUGAAGAUGUACCACUAUUUCUUGGUUUAAUCAAAGAUUUGUUCCCUGGUCUGGAGUGUCCGAGAGUUGGCUAUCCUGAUUUUAAUGCAGCUGUCACCGAGGUGCUAGAGACCGACGGCUAUGUGGUCCUUGCACAUCAGGUUGACAAAGUGGUACAAUUGUACGAAACAAUGAUGACAAGACAUUGUACGAUGCUGGUGGGUCCUACGGGUGGAGGAAAAACUGUUAUUUUACAAAGUAUUGUGAAAGCGCAAACCAAUCUGGGAUUACCCACAAAACUACAGAUUGUAAAUCCUAAGGCCUGUUCCGUGAUAGAACUGUAUGGCAUCUUGGAUCCAGUGACGAGAGAUUGGACAGACGGCCUUUACUCUAAAAUAUUCCGGGAAAUGAACAGACCGGCCGAAAAGGAUGAGCGUCGAUAUUCUUUAUUCGAUGGCGACGUGGACGCCCUCUGGAUUGAAAAUAUGAAUUCUGUGAUGGAUGACAACAAGCUUCUGACCUUGGCCAAUGGCGAAAGAAUCAGACUUGCGCCGUAUUGCGCCCUCUUGUUUGAAGUGGGAGACCUGAACUACGCUUCACCCGCCACUGUGUCUCGAGCGGGUAUGGUCUUUGUCGACCCAAAGAAUCUUGGCUAUCAGCCAUAUUGGGAGAGAUGGCUUCGAAGCAGAAAUAACGAAGAGGAGCGAGAGCAAAUGGCCGGUUUGUUCGAGCACUACGUGCCGGGCGCUAUCAACUACAUCGUAUUCGGUCUUUUCGGCUUGCAGCAGCAGACGCCGCUAAAGACCAUCGUGCCGCAGACGCCGCUCAAUUUAGUGGUGCAACUCUGCUACAUGAUCAGCGGUCUUCUGCCGAACAGAGAAGACAGUAAUGAAGAAAUAGAUAGAACAGUGGUCGAGUGUGUUUUUAUGGUUUCAAUGUACAACAGUCUUGGCGCGUCUAUUGUUGACAACGGAAGGUUUGACUUUGACAACUACGUAAAGAAGGCGUGCCCCAUGAUGCUUGUCGAAGACAGCCCGGAGAAGAAAGCCACUACAAAGCAUUUUCCAAUGGGCUUUCCUUCUCUUUACGACUACUGUCUGGAGCUGACAACAAAGUCGUGGGAGGCGUGGGAAUGGCUCGUCCCUAACUACGAACACGACAGGGACAUGAGGUUCUCUUCUAUCCUUGUGCCGACCGUCGACACGCUACGGCUUACUUGGCUUAUCAAGAUUAUGGAGAGUGUCGAACGUCCGGUCCUGCUAGUAGGAGAUACGGGCACGUCAAAGACUGCAAUAAUAACAAACUAUCUCCGCGGACUUCCACCUGACAAAUAUAUAAUCCAGCAAAUGAAUUUUUCAUCGCGAACCUCGUCAAUGGAUGUUCAACGUAAUUUAGAGUCCGUGGUCGAAAAGCGGACCAAAGACACCUUUGGACCACCCGUCGGCAAGAGGAUGCUCGUCUUCAUUGACGACAUGAAUAUGCCUAUAGUCGAUACAUACGGAACGCAGCAGCCAAUAGCCUUACUCAAACUAUUAUUUGAGAGAAAAGGCUUCUACGACCGAGGUAAAGAUUUGAACUGGAAGAACCUUAAGGAUAUCGGUUUCCUCGCUGCUAUGGGCAAAGCAGGAGGUGGAAGAAACGAUGUCGAUCCUCGAUUUAUAUCAAUGUUCUCCGUAUACAACUUACAAUUCCCAUCAGAAACGACUCUUCAGCGGAUCUACGUGUCCAUAUUACAAGGACACUUCUCUACGUUCCCGGAUGAAGUACAAGAAAUUGUCGAAAAGAUUGUCCAGAUGACGCUGGACCUCUAUAAGAUAAUUAUCGUGGACCUUCCUCCGACUCCGGCCAAGUUCCACUACAUAUUCAAUCUUCGCGACUUGUCCCGAAUCGCAGCCGGGAUGCUCCUCACUCAUCCCAACUUCUUUUGCGAGAAGCGGACCGUCGUCAGGUGCUGGCGGAACGAGUUCACUCGCGUCAUAUGUGAUCGACUCAUCAACACACACGACAACGAGUUAAUGCAAAACCAUAUACAAGAACAAAUAGCCAAGUACUUCCCGGAGGACGAGCCCGUCGUUCUCGAGGAGAUCGUGGUGCCCGAAGAGGAACCCGUACUUGAAGAAGAAGACGAGUUUGGCGACCCAAUUCCAAAACCAGAGAAAACAGCGGCUGUACCUGAAGCAGAGCUUGUAGUCGAAGAGGAGGAAGAGGUGGAAGUCGAAAAACCACUUACUCUAGAGGAGUACGUUCUCCGCGAUCCGUUGCUGUUCGGGGAUUAUCGCAAUGCAUUAGACGAAGAAGAGAUAAGAUAUUACGAAGACCUCUUAGAUUAUGAAGCUGUGUAUUUCCUCUUUCAAGAGAUACUGGAUGAGUACAACGAGCGUAUUAGUAAAAUGUCUGUCGUACUUUUCGAAGAUUGCCUUGAACACUUGACGCGCACCCACCGGAUUCUGCGCAUGGAUCGCGGAAACGCCAUGAUCAUUGGAGUCGGAGGUUCCGGCAAAAAAUCCAUUUGCAGACUUGCCGCUUUUGCUGCUGGUUGUGAAGUAUUUGAAAUCACGGUCACCCGGAAUUACAACGAAAAUACUUUCAAAGACGACAUGAAGAGAAUGUAUAAUCAAUUAGGAGUCGAUGGAAAACCUACAGUUUUUCUUUUUACAGCUGCACAAAUAUUAGAAGAGGGGUUCUUAGAGUUCAUUAACAACAUCCUCAUGAUUGGAAUGAUUCCUGCACUGUUUGGUGACGAUGAGAAGGAUGCAAUUAUCAAUGCCGUUAGAAAUGAGAGCAGUGAAGCUGGCUAUGGAGUUGCUAAAGAUGCUGUAUGGAAUUUCUUUUGCAAUAAAUGCGCUAACAAUCUGCACGUGGUCCUAUCUAUGUCACCCAGUGGUGACAUUUUAAGGAAUCGAUGUCGAAGUUUUCCCGGGCUGGUCAACAACACCACCAUAGAUUGGCAAUUCCCGUGGCCUAAGCAAGCCUUGCUGGCCGUAGCCAAUGUUUUCCUUGCCGAUGUUGAAAAAAUACCUGAAGAAUUUCGACCAAUUAUAGUAGAACAUGUGGUCCAUGUUCACAUGUCCGUCGCGCGAUACUCGGUGGAGUUCUUGUUGCGUCUGCGGAGGAAUAACUACGUCACUCCUAAACACUACAUGGACUUCCUCACCAAUUACCUCUCGCUAUUGAACGAGAAAGACGCAUUUAUUGUGGCUCAGUGCGAGCGUUUGAUCGGUGGUUUGGCAAAAAUUGAAGAAGCAAAUGUUCAGUUAGAAGAUUUAAAUGCAAAGUUGGCAGUCCAGAAAGUAAUUGUCGCUGAGCAGACAAAGGAGUGUGAAAUUUUGCUGAAGGAAAUUUCUGUGGCAACCGAAGCAGCUGUAGCUAAACAGCAAGUUGCCGAAAUAAAGAGUGCCGAAAUAACUGUACAAAGUAAGGUAAUCGUGGAAGAAAAAUCUGAAGCUGAGGAAGCGCUUUCCGCUGCAUUGCCUGCUUUAGAAGCGGCAAGACUUGCUCUGGCUGACUUAGACAAAAAUGAUAUUACUGAAAUUAGAUCCUUCGCUACACCCCCAGAAGCUGUGCAGGUUGUAUGUGAAUGUGUGGUUAUUAUAAGGGGUAUAAAAGACGUCAGCUGGAAAGGAGCUAAGGGAAUGAUGGCAGAUCCUAACUUUUUGAGAAAUUUACAAGAAAUGAACUGCGACUUGAUCACACAGAAUCAAGUCAAAGCAGUUAAGGCACAUAUGAAAAAGAGCAAGAAAUUAGAGACUAUGCAACAGAUCAGUAAGGCUGGAUAUGGUCUUCUAAAAUUCGUUAUAGCCGUCCUUGGAUACUGCGCCGUAUACAAAGAAGUUAAACCCAAGAAGGAUAAAGUAGAAUCACUAGAAAAAGAAUACACAGAGGCGUGUAACUACCUCGCUUCACUCAACCGCGAAAUUGAUAGACUUCAACGUACUUUGAACGGAUUGAACAAUCGCUAUGAUACUGCGAUGCUCAGAAGACAAGAGUUACAGGAAGAAACCGACAUUAUGAUGCGACGUUUAAUCGCCGCUGACAAGUUAAUGUCUGGCUUAUCCAGUGAGCAAAAGCGGUGGACGGAAGACUUGGCGGCGUUGUAUGUAGAACAAUCUAGAUUAAUCGGUAAUUGUUUACUCGCAGCGUCGUUUUUAAGCUACGCAGGUCCGUUUUCAUUUUCGUUUAGACAGACUAUGAUAUACGAGGAUUGGCUUGGAGACGUCAUAGAAAGAGGAAUACCACUCACUAUGCCGUUCACGGUCGAAAGAAAUUUAACUAACGAAGUGGAAAUAAGCGGAUGGAACUCUGAAGGAUUGCCUCCCGAUGAACUGUCGGUGCAGAACGGUAUACUGACUACGAGAGCCUCUCGGUUUCCUUUGUGUAUUGAUCCCCAAACUCAAGCUCUUACGUGGAUAAAAAAGAAAGAAGCUAAAAAUAACUUAAAAGUUUUAUCAUUUAAUGAUCCGCAAUUCUUACGCCACUUGGAGAUGGCUAUAAAGUACGGGAUGCCUGUGCUCUUUCAAGAUGUCAACGAGUACAUAGACCCCGUCGUGGAUAAUGUGCUCGAAAAAAAUAUUAAAGUUGAAAGCGGUCGUACAUUUGUGAUUUUGGGCAGCUCUGAAGUGGAUUACGACCCGCACUUCCGCAUGUACCUCACUACAAAACUUGCCAACCCACAGUUCAAUCCCGCCGCGUACGCCAAGGCUGUGGUCAUCAAUUACACGGUCACUGUUCAGGGACUCGAAGACCAAUUACUCAGUGUAGUGGUACGAGCGGAACGAUCCGAUCUAGAAGAGCAAAGGGAGAGUCUCAUCAUAGAAACGAGUGCUAAUAAAAGUCUUCUGUCGGGUCUAGAAGACUCACUUCUCCGAGAACUUGCUACUUCUACAGGCAACAUGCUGGAUAAUGUAGAGUUGGUCAACACAUUGGAAAAUACGAAGUCAAAAGCUGCCGAGGUAAUGGAGAAACUAGACCUAGCAGAGGCAACGACAAAAGAUAUAGAGAAACUGAGAGAUGGCUACCGGCCGGUGGCUAAGCGAGGCUCUAUUCUGUUCUUUGUUCUCUCCGAUAUGGCCGGAGUUAACACUAUGUACCAGUACUCGCUGUCAUCAUAUCUCGACGUAUUCUCCUUCUCGCUGAGAAAGGCAAUGCCGAACGUAGUUUUAAUUAGGCGUCUUAGAAAUAUUAUUGAUAUGCUGACUAAAAACGUUUAUGACUACGGAUGCACGGGAAUAUUUGAACGCCACAAAUUGUUAUUUUCAUUCCAAAUGGAUAUCAAACUGGAACAAAGCGAGGGAAAAGUGAGUCAAAUGGAACUUGACUUUUUCAUAAAAGGGAAUGUUUCACUCGAAAAGGCCGCUAGGGCAUGUCCAGCUACCUGGAUUCCUGCGCAGGGUUGGCAAGAUAUAAUAAAAUUGAGCUUAGAUUUUCCCGAAACGUUUGGUGAGCUACCUGAUCACAUUAGCAGAGACCUUGAAUCUUGGCAAGAGUGGUUUGAUAGUGACGCGCCGGAGUCUGCCGAGAUACCAAAUUCGUAUCGAGAAAACUUAAAUCCCUUUGAGAUGCUGAUGUUGCUGAGAUGUUUUCGAGUCGACCGUAUUUAUCGUGCCCUCACCGACUUCAUCACUGUCACCAUGGGCGAGGAAUAUAUCACUCCGCCGGUUAUAAGCUUAGAUGGUAUAUUCGAACAAACAACGCCCUUCACUCCGGUGGUUUUCAUUUUGAGUCCCGGCUCAGACCCCACUGCUGACCUGAUGAAGCUGGCUGACCGUUGUGGCUUUGGCGGAGGAAAGUUUAAAUAUCUCUCACUUGGACAGGGACAAGAAGGAGCUGCGCUGGCUCUCUUGGAGGGGGCUAUAUCCCAUGGUCAAUGGCUAAUUCUACAAAACUGCCAUCUCCUUGUGUCUUUCCUCCGGGAGUUGGAAAAGCAACUGGAGAUGAUGGAGAAGCCCCAUCCGGAGUACCGGCUUUGGUUGACCACGGAUCCUACGCCUACAUUCCCGAUUGGAAUUUUACAAAGGUCUUUAAAAGUGGUAACGGAACCUCCAAACGGAUUAAAACUUAAUCUUCGAAACACAUACUUCAAGAUGCGUCCGCAUGCGCUCGAGGAAUGUCCACAUCCACAAUUCAAGAAGCUGGUCUACGUACUCGCCUUUUUCCACGCUGUCGUACAGGAACGGCGGAAAUAUGAUAAAAUUGGAUGGAAUAUAUCGUAUGACUUUAGCGAAUCGGACUUUGUGGUGAGCAUGCAGAUACUGCAAUGCUAUUUAGAGCGAUGCUUUGCAGCCAGUGGGCCGAUACCCUGGGCUACGCUCAAGUACCUUUUUGGGGAAGUGAUGUACGGCGGCCGUGUGAUAGACGACUUUGAUCGUCGUGUGGUAGGAACUUACAUGGAGGAGUACAUGGGAGAAUUUCUCUUCGAUAAGUUCCAACCCUUCCACUUCUAUCGCGAUGCUCAUUAUGACUACGUGAUUCCACCAGAAGGCGAGCGAGAGGAGUAUAUCGAUUUCAUUGACACACUCCCCCUGGCCAACACACCAGAAGUGUUCGGUCUUCAUCCGAAUGCUGAGAUUGGUUACUUCAGCCAGGCCGUGCGAGAAAUGUGGGGACACCUCAUUGAAUUACAACCCCAAACGAGUGAGGGUGGUGGAACAAUGAGUCGCGAAGACUUUAUUGACAUGAUAGCGGUCGACAUUUUAAAUAAACUGCCGCCCGAGUACGAGAUAUGGCGAGUGAGGAAACAGUUCGAGAUGAGUAUCACCCCUUCGGCCGUCGUCCUCUUACAGGAACUAGAGAGAUUUAACCGUCUAAUAAGUAAAAUGCGUGGCACUCUAUCGCUCCUACGCAAAGCUUUAGCUGGAGAGAUUGGUAUGGAUGCUGUUCUGGACAACGUGUCAUACAGUCUGUUCAACGGCCAACUUCCCAACGUGUGGCGCAACCUAGCUCCUGCCACGUGUAAGGGUCUCGGCGGUUGGAUAGACCACUUUAUGUCCCGGACGAAGCAGUAUACGGACUGGGCAACAAUGGAGGAGCCUGUGGUAAUCUGGCUCUCCGGGCUGCACAUCCCCGAGUCAUAUCUGAUCGCGCAAGUGCAGAUGGCGUGUCGCCUCUACACUUGGCCACUGGAUCGCUCUACGCAGUUUACGCGUGUCACUAAGUAUAUUUCACCCGAUGACAUCGAAGAGCGACCCGUCACGGGCUGCUAUGUACGUGGUCUAUACUUAGAGGGGGCACGCUGGGAUGUGGAAGAUGGCUGCCUUCGUCGCUCUAACCCCAAAGUGUUGGUUACCGAACUGCCCAUCAUGUACAUCAUACCCAUUGAGUUCCAUAAACUUAAACUGCAGAACACUCUUCGCACACCAGUGUACACUACAUCUCAGAGGCGUAAUGCAAUGGGUGUGGGGCUAGUGUUUGAAGCUGACUUAUGGACUGCGGAGCAUUACAGCCAUUGGGUGCUUCAAGGUGUCUGUCUAAUUAUGAAUACUGACUAA